Aphanomyces astaci is the source of this 1953-nucleotide messenger RNA. RefSeq lists its product as hypothetical. The record is from RefSeq and is a predicted model, not a curated record. Gene Ontology annotation, cellular component: membrane. Gene Ontology annotation, biological process: transmembrane transport. NCBI's taxonomy places the organism in Eukaryota, Oomycota, Saprolegniomycetes, Saprolegniales, Verrucalvaceae. Bases 26 to 1369 code for a protein of 447 amino acids. Gene Ontology annotation, molecular function: transmembrane transporter activity. The transcript is spliced from 6 exons.
GUCACAGAUACGGACGGGAUCGACGAUGCUACAGACCACUCCGCCUCGACGUCAUGCGUACUUGGUUGUAUUGUCCCUGCUCUCCUGUGGGACUUGCAUGCUGGUCUUCUCAGCACCAGACCUGUUUGAUGAUAUCCAUCGCGACUCGUCUACGAACAGUGCCUCGCGUGUAGUUGGUGCAAUUGCAACCUUAAUGUUCGUGCAGGUGGGGCUGACGCCACUGUGUGGCGCGCUAUCCGACGGAUACGGCCGCAAACCCUUGUUCCUUGCCGCUUGCAUCGUCCACACCUCUGUCAUGCUUGCGUUGGCGUGCGUACCAUCCAAGUUUGCGUUUCAAGGGUGCUUCCUCCUCUUCGCGACAUUGAACGCCACUUUUGCCAUGGGGUAUGCCAUGGCAGGUGACUGCAGUCUGAAAGGCCAACUGACCCCUUGCUUUGGGCUUGUCGACGCUGCCUUUGGGGUCGGGGUAACGUCCGGUUUGGUUAUUGGGCGAUUCCUAUCGACAAGGCACUCGGCCAUGCCAUUCGCAGCAGCUACGAUGAUCAAUCUCGCUGGCCUCCUCAUUACCCGGCGUUACGUGUAUGAAACCCUGGACGAUGUCCAUCGAAAGCCCAGCCUGACGGUGAUUUCUGCGUGGAGCGCAUCCUUCCGACUAUGUUGCCGUGAGCCUGCAGUGCUUUCCCUUUUACUUGUCAUAUGUUGCAUGCACAUGUGUGGCACGGUGCACGUCAUCCUGUACUUUUACAUGAACUACCGAUUCGGCUGGCAACUCAAGUCCCAACUCGUGUUUUUCAGCUUUGAAGGGUUCUGCAUUGUAUUCUGCUUGACUGUGGGCCUGAAAGCGUUGUGGCAUCGCCACUGGACCAAUCGCCAGCUCGUCCUCGGGGGCGUCGUCCUUCAGUCAACUUCGUUGGCUGCCUCUGCGUUCAUGACUUCUGGAUGGCAGGUGUACCCAAUCUUCGGGCUGGGGACACUACACAUGACCGCGUUUCCAGCGUUGAGGUCCAUUGCGCACCAGCUUGUGAGUCCCCACGACCGCGGCUGCCUUCACGGACGGCUGGCCUUUGUGACCACCGCCACCAUGGUCAUAGCCGAGCCAGUGGUCAAGCUCAUUGUGCGGAUUUCGAUUGCAGACGACCUUCAAAAGAAGCAUCCUCGUCCAUGCCCCUUGGGGUAUCGCGGCGUGUUGGAUGGGUAUUCGAACUGCGGUGGUAUGCCAGGACUAGUGUUUUCUGCUGCGUCGUGCUUGCUCAUGGUAGUCUUUGCCAUGGCGUACCUCCUGGUGGCUCCUCCAGCGACCCAACGGUUCAAGAUCACGCUUGGACCUCCCGUUCCUCGAAGCGCGUGCAUUGAAGAAAGCUCGAGUUAACAUGGAAAUGUACAUAGUGUUGUUAUGGCUCCAUGACGACGUCUUUCACAUUGGUUGCCUCCUUGGCGAGGUCGACCAAUUGAGCAUCCGACAACUGCCCACCCCACGAUGGAGGAGGCAACGAAAUUUGCUGCAUGGCCUUCUUGAUGGCUUCCUUGUCGUUUUCACUGAAGUUUACUGGGUUCACAGGGGGCGACUGUGGCGCCUUCACAGUUGAUGGCUUUUCCUCGAUGCCGUCGGCGACCUCCCACUCUUCUUCACGCAAGGGCUCGUAUUCAUACUCUUGCGUGUCUUCAUCGUCAGAAUUCAAGCGUUCGCGUUCAAGGUCAUCGUCACACGUGGCGGCAUACGAGCAGAUUGACUGCAAGUCGUCGUACUCCAUCCCGCCAUCUUCCGUGUCGUUGGCAUCCGCAGGGGGCUUUGGUCGAGCAGGAACAAAGUCCAAGUUCACAGGGUUAAUGGGUUUCUGACGCACCACCGCUUGGUACUCUCGCUCCAGCGCAUCUAAUGCAGCAACCCCGGACAUUAUUCUCUUCGAGUGCUUUUGGUAAAUGGGAUUUUGCUGGGUCAAAGUCGCAGGGAAU